AUGUCCACCGCCGCCGGAGGAGCGACGCAGACAACCAGGGUGGCGGGUGCUGAUUCUGCCGUCGUGCACUUCCGAGUAGACUACAAGCAGUUGAUGGAGCAUCCCGGCGGCGAGGCCAUCCGCUCCGACGAGGUCCCCGUCGGCGGGCAGUUCUGGAGGAUCGACUGCUACACCGGAGGGACAAGGGAGCAUCAUGCCUGGAGCUUUCGUUGGGACCGCCACCACCGACUCGUUUCCAUCUUCCUCAGGCGCCUCACCAGAUCACCGUCGUCCGCAGGCGCCAUCACGGCCAUAUUCGAGCCCUUCCUCCUGGGCAAGGACGGCAGGCCAUCUCGCAACAUCACAAAGUUGGCGGCCGUCUACGAGCACCAGGAAACUAGUGACAUCGGCGCCGACGACCUGGGCUACCCCGAGUUCGUGGAGCGGACUUGUCUGCGGGGAUACGAGAUCGAUGGAUACGUCACGUUUCUGUGCACCAUCGUGGUCGUCAACGAGCUUCUUGGCCCGAUCCCCGUGCCAGCCUCGGACCUCGAGGGCCAUCUCGGCACCCUGCUGGAGGACGACGGGGCCGCGGACGGCGAGACGUUCCACGCGCACCGGGCGCUGCUCGCGGCCCGCUCGCCGGUGUUCAAGGCGCAGCUCUUUGGAUCCAUGCUGGAGGCUAAAACAUCGUCGUCCAUCACAAUACACGAGAUCUCACCCUCGACGUUCAAAUCCAUGCUUCGGUUCAUCUACACGGACGAGUGGCCCAGAGACAACGUCGACCAAGAGCUUGCUUGCGACUCAAAGCCGUCCAUUGACAUGUUUCAGGACCUACUUGCCGUCGCCGACCGGUAUGCGCUGGACCGUCUGAAGCUCAUGUGCUCACGAAAGUUGUGGGAUAAUGUGACGGUAGAUAAUGUUGCGGCCAUCUUAGUUUGUGCUGAAACAUAUGGCUGUCCAGAGUUGAAGAAAAAUUGCAUGGACUUCUGCACUGUGGAGGAGAAUUUCAAGCAGGUGGCGUCCAAUGAUAUCUAUGCAGUGCUAGAGUUGAGAUUUAUGUCUAUUGCUGCUGAGAUACGAGAAAAGGCUAGCACAUCAAAACUCAAAUGA
Molecule: messenger RNA, 1092 nt
Organism: Aegilops tauschii subsp. strangulata
Lineage: Eukaryota; Viridiplantae; Streptophyta; Magnoliopsida; Poales; Poaceae
Product: BTB/POZ and MATH domain-containing protein 1-like
Biological process (GO): protein ubiquitination
Molecular function (GO): protein binding
Source: RefSeq, a predicted model, not a curated record